This is a messenger RNA of Arvicola amphibius (Eurasian water vole), 1282 nucleotides long. RefSeq names its product TATA-box binding protein associated factor 13 (gene Taf13). Gene Ontology annotation, molecular function: protein heterodimerization activity. The coding region runs from base 16 to 390 and encodes 124 amino acids. The transcript is spliced from 4 exons. The record is from RefSeq and is a predicted model, not a curated record. Gene Ontology annotation, cellular component: transcription factor TFIID complex. Gene Ontology annotation, biological process: transcription by RNA polymerase II. NCBI's taxonomy places the organism in Eukaryota, Metazoa, Chordata, Mammalia, Rodentia, Cricetidae.
UGGCGGGCAGCUAGGAUGGCAGAUGAGGAGGAAGACCCCACCUUUGAGGAGGAAAAUGAAGAAAUUGGAGGAGGAGCAGAAGGUGGACAGGGGAAAAGAAAGAGACUUUUCUCCAAAGAACUACGGUGUAUGAUGUAUGGGUUUGGGGAUGACCAGAAUCCUUACACCGAGUCGGUGGAUAUUCUUGAAGACCUUGUCAUCGAGUUCAUUACUGAGAUGACUCACAAAGCAAUGUCAAUCGGAAGACAGGGUCGAGUGCAAGUUGAAGAUAUUGUCUUCCUGAUUCGAAAGGACCCAAGGAAGUUUGCCAGAGUUAAAGACUUACUUACUAUGAAUGAAGAAUUGAAACGGGCUAGAAAAGCUUUUGACGAAGCCAACUAUGGAUCUUGACACCGUUUGUAAUAUCUGUAAUUUUGAUAUUUUGUUUGGAGACCGUACGUUCUAACUGUCUACAGUAAUGUGAUAGCUAGGCAUGUGAUGAAGGAGGCCUUCAGUUCUCGUUUUGUAACUUGAGCCUUUCAUUGCCUGCCUUCAUACCUGAACUCUUCGCCGGGAUUCAGUGACUGCUGACAGUGUCUCCAGUUGUGCAGCUCCGUCUGAAAAGGCAGUGUUUCGUGGACUUGUGUAUGCCCAGCUCUGUGCCAUAGCUGCAUGACAUGCAAUCUAAAUGUCCUUUUGGCUUUAUGAAAGUUGAGACCCGUGCUUUAUGUAUUUCAAGUUUUUAUGACAGUGGCGGGAGGAGUUCUUAGCGAAUGAACGUGUUUGUGUUUCUUUUAAGGAACUAAGUUCUUGUAAGAAUGUUUAUUUGUUUUAAUAUUCUUUUCUAAAGAACUCUUUCUUUUUUUAAAGAAACUACUAUUUGUUAAGUGUUAGUGGACCUCAUCUUCCUUGGUAACAGUAAAGUUUCUAAAAUAAGUGCUUUCAGUAGUAGGGAUGGCAAAAUAUCUGUCUGAGGUCAGGACAGAUAUUUUGGGUGGUGUUCUAUUGACAUAUAUGUAAGUUAAUUUCACUGUAAAAAUGUAUAGUUGAUUUAACCAGUAUGUGACUGUGCAAGCAUUUUGAUAGUUAAGGAUAUGCAGGCUUUGUGUGUAUUUAGCAUAUUGCAUUAAAUUAUUUUAUUUAGCUUAUAAUAAGGAUUAAAAUUACAUUUAAAGAGAUUACUGAAUGUUACUCUGUGAAACCUACUGGUGCUUCUUAACAUCGCUAAAUCAGUACUUGGGGAAAUACUACCUGUUUAAUCUGUUGAUACAAGGAAUAAAGGAUGAAGAAUUAAACACAUUAA